Molecule: messenger RNA, 1260 nt
Organism: Effrenium voratum
Lineage: Eukaryota; Dinophyceae; Suessiales; Symbiodiniaceae
Source: the annotation of a GenBank genome assembly
AUGUCCGGGAACAGGCCUGCGAUCCGCGGUGAAAUCACGUCGCUCAUCCGGGAUCAGGCCGGUCACUCGACCUUCGGCGAUCCGGGUCUCGAUGACACGAUGGAGCAGAUCCGCAACGAAAUGCGCCGUUUCGCGGAGGACACCGUUGUUCCCAAUGCCCAUGAAUGGCACCUCAAGAACGAAUACAUCCCCCUUGAUGUCGUCAACCAGAUGUCCGAACUCGGCGUCUUCGGCCUCACUAUUCCGGAAGAAUUCGGCGGACUUGGGCUCGGCAAGGAAGCCAUGUGCGUGGUAUCCGAAGAAUUGUCACGCGCCUAUAUAGGCGUCGGUUCCCUGGGAACCCGGUCCGAAAUCGCGGCGGAGUUGAUCCUUUGCGGCGGAACGGAUGAACAGAAACGGCAUUGGCUUCCGAAGAUCGCUUCCGGGGAAGUCCUGCCCACGGCUGUCUUUACAGAACCGAACACCGGAUCCGACCUCGCAUCGCUCAGGACACGGGCGGUCAAGGAUGGCGACACCUGGAAGAUCUCCGGCAACAAGACCUGGAUCACGCAUCCCGUGCGCGCGGACAUCAUGACGCUUCUCGCCCGCACUAACCCGGACGAAGCCGGUUACAAGGGUCUGUCCAUGUUUAUCGCCGAAAAACCGCGGGGAACGGACGAAGUCCCGUUUCCGGCAGACGGCAUGAGCGGUGGCGAAAUCGAAGUGCUCGGUUAUCGCGGCAUGAAGGAAUACGAAAUUGCCUUUGACGAUUUCGAGGUAGAUGCCGAAAAUCUUCUGGGACAGGUUGAAGGCGAAGGCUUCAAGCAGCUCAUGCAGACAUUCGAAGGCGCGCGCAUUCAAACGGCGGCCCGAGCGCUCGGCGUCGCCCAGUCCGCGCUCGAUCUCGGUUUGCGCUAUGCCGAAGAACGCAUCCAGUUCGGCAAGGCACUGGUCCACUUCCCGCGUGUGUCCGACAAGCUCGCGAUGAUGACUGCCGAACUGAUGAUAGCCCGGCAGCUGACCUACUUCUCGUCCUGGCAAAAGGAUUCCGGCAAACGCUGCGACCUGGAAGCAGGUAUGGCCAAGUUGCUCGGCGCGCGCGUUGCAUGGGCCGCAGCCGACAACGCUCUGCAGAUCCAUGGCGGGAAUGGCUUUGCGCUGGAAUAUGCCGUUUCCCGCGUCCUGUGCGACGCGCGCAUUCUCAAUAUCUUUGAGGGAGCUGCGGAAAUUCAGGCACAGGUGAUUGCACGGCGCCUGCUUGAAACCCGCGGGAUCCAGUAG